AGCUUAUACCUUUGAAACUGAUAAAGCAUCAAUGAUUUUGGGCGGAUACUUUUAAGACGUUCAAUGCUUACUUAAAUUAUCAUUAACAUACUCUGAACUACCUAUAAUAAAAAAAACUGUGUUCAUUUAAAAUUACUUUGAGAGUUUAUUUUAAAAAUAUACCUAUUUGCAUUACUUGACGCCAUUAUGAAAAUCUGUGGACCAAAACUAUCCCUUUGUGGGAUUAUAAUUAGCAUUUGGGGAAUAAUCCAAUUGGUUUUGAUGGGAUUUUUUUACUACAUCCAUAGUGUUGCUCUUAUUGAUGAUUUAAACAUAAGUGAAGAACACAAAUUCAAAAAUCCUGCAGAAUUUUAUAGUGCAGCUGAUAAACUGUACUAUUUAAAUGCAUAUAACUGCUGGAUUGCUGCUUGUCUCUACAUAUUUACACUAGUAUUCUCUGGACAUCAAUUUUACAUGAAUAAUCGGAAUACAAUGAGUUUAUAAUGUAUAAUCUGUAUUAUAAUUUAUUUUUUUUAAUUUAAACAUUUCACAUAUGUAGGUAGGAACCUUAAAAAGGUUUGGGUUAACUAAACUUCAGUUACAAUAAAAUUAAAUGAAUAUAGAAAUAAUAUAUCAGUUAAUAAAAAAUUAUGUAUAUUUUUUUAUCACUUCAUUUAUAAAAAAAAAAAAAUUAUGUAUCAAUUUUUCAAUUAUUCCAUCUCUUUAAUAAACUAGGAUUUUAAGUUGAUAGUUUAAUAUGUAUUUUAUUCAAUAUUAGUUUGUAGAUUACAUUGUUAUACACUUCAUUUUUAAAAAAAUUAAUUUAUUAUAUUUUUGUUGAGAACAAUA
Molecule: messenger RNA, 828 nt
Organism: Daktulosphaira vitifoliae (grape phylloxera)
Lineage: Eukaryota; Metazoa; Arthropoda; Insecta; Hemiptera; Phylloxeridae
Product: ribonuclease kappa-B
Exons: 3
Coding region: 187-483 (98 amino acids)
Molecular function (GO): RNA endonuclease activity
Source: RefSeq, a predicted model, not a curated record